Molecule: messenger RNA, 2487 nt
Organism: Pseudopodoces humilis (Tibetan ground-tit)
Lineage: Eukaryota; Metazoa; Chordata; Aves; Passeriformes; Paridae
Gene: SCOC
Product: short coiled-coil protein
Cellular component (GO): trans-Golgi network
Source: RefSeq, a predicted model, not a curated record
CGGCGCAGGCGCACUGGCAGCGUAGAGCGGGCCGGGCCGGGCCGGGGCAGAGCCCGCGGGAGGCGGUGGCAGCGGGGCAGAGUAUCGCUCAAGAAAACUCUCUUCAAAAGUGGAAGGAGCCCCUACUACAAUGAUGAACGCCGAUAUGGAUGCUGUUGAGAAUCAGGUGGAAUUAGAAGAGAAAACACGGCUUAUUAAUCAAGUUUUGGAACUGCAGCAUACACUUGAAGAUCUCUCAGCACGAGUAGAUGCUGUUAAGGAAGAAAACUUGAAACUGAAAUCAGAAAACCAAGUUCUUGGACAGUAUAUAGAAAAUCUGAUGUCAGCAUCUAGUGUUUUCCAAACAACUGACACAAAAAGCAAAAGGAAGUAAGGGUUGACUCACAGAUUAUGUAAUUGUAUUGCUGCUGGGGUUUUUUUGUUGUUAACUGGCAUAGGCUACAUAAGCUAAAAUUCUUUAGUUUGUGGCUUACUGGAUUCUCAAAGAUUAUAAACUUUGGUAAUAAACAGAAUUAAGAGCAUUAUCAUGAACAGGAGACAGGAGUUUGUGUAAUAAGCAAUGUGCAAAUGUAGUGUAGAUAAUUAUAAAAUUGUAGUAUUUGUUUUAAAAAUGACCAUAUCUUGUUAAAAAGCAGGUUAGUUUGUCAGGUUAAAGUUCUGUUGGCACUCUGAGGUCUUAGGGUAGAUUUCUUGACUAGCCUGGUAAUAGUUAUAAUAUUGUGUUGAAACCCCAUUUGAUAAAAAUAUUCAGUUUAACUGCACUUUUUUCACCUGAGAUGUGUUUACUAUUCACAGCUCUACAAAACAAAACAAAAACCUAUAAACCAGUUAAGCAUUUCUGUGAAGUAGGAACACUAUGACAUUGUUUGCGGGGCUUGCAUACAGAAAAACACCUCGUACUUUUUUGGGAAGGGGGAGGGUAAGAGGAGGAACAAGGGUGAGCAACUUAAUCAGGGAAUACCAAACUGAUGCAGUAUCAGAUGUAAUAUGUACAUGUGAAACCAUUGCUGCUUUUCCAUUUCCCUGAAGAAUAAUCAGGCACAUCAUCACAAUGUAUGAUCUUCCUGAAGUUCUUCUGUUGUGUGAUGAAAAGUUAAGUAAAAACCUCGGUGAUAAACUUUCCAGAAAGAGGUCAACAAUGCUUCUCAUACUCAUGAACAAUCUGCAGCAAGGAACUGAGAACAAGUCUUUCCUUCCCCCCUUUUACUUUCCUUCUGAAGUGCCAAACUUGUCUUUGCUUCAGACCUCAGAGCAGCUGUUUUCCUGCCUCAUAGCCUAAGCUUGUGUAGAUCUUCUUGAGGCACUGCAUAAAAACAGCUAAGGCAGAAGGAUGCAGUGGAACAAUGGUGGAUUUUGCCUCUCAAAAUGGCACUGCUCUGAGCAAUGCCUGGUGGCAAGGUGCUGUUUUUUCUUGGUUUGGAUGUUAGGUUUUGUAGGGGAGCUUAGCCCAGAUUAUGGGUCUGAGCACUUCCCACAGAGGCAGCAUGUACAGCAUAAUCAGUAUUAAGGGAGAGCAGAAGCUGAAAUACAAACAAGUAAAUUUUAGCAGUACUUAGUUACAUCUAUUUCAUCUUGUCCUACAGCAGCUCUGCAGACUUAUUUAUGUACGUUAGCUAGGACCGAGUUCUCACUUCAGUAAUGAAGCUAUUUUACUUGAACUUUUAAAAGAAAACCACUAGUUCAAGGAUCUCUCUCAAGCAUGGUGUGAAUGAGGCAGUGUAAUAGAAGAAUAAAUCCUUCUCAAAUCCCAACUUUUUUAGCAGCCAGGUACUGCUGUCUCAAGUGUAAGAUGACAUUGUGAGGUUCCCCUCUCCCAAAGGUCAGGUUUCCCAUUUCUCCCCGUUUAAAAUGGUUGUACAAUGCUCGAGUCAAAAGACUCUAAACAAAGUCAAAAGACUGCAAACAAAGCACUAAUAGUACAGUCUUGAAGGCUGUUUACAAGUCUAGGUCAAGAAACCAAAUGAUGAAAAAUGGAUGAUACCAUUUGUGUCAUGGGGUCCUUGUCAACAUCUCAAAUUAAUUUUAAUCUUCUUAAAAUUAAUUUUAAUCUUUUAUGGACUACUUUUUCACAUUACUGGAACUCUAAAUUAAUCCAAGAGUUGCUAGCAGGUAGAGUAGAUCACAUGGCUAGAGUUUGAGCAUUAAAAGAACAAUCAUAGAAAGCACUUGACUUCUAAAGGUUGCAUUGCAUUAUAGCCAUUGUAGCUUUAAAGCCACAUUCCUACCGUCUCUCACUGUAGCUUACCUGGUAACACAGCAUGCGCUUGUUAAGACUUCAGCAAUUCCCAAGAUAAAGUAAUUUUAAAAUUAUGGUUUUGUAUUGUAGAUUGGAUAGUGGUAUUUUAUCCAUCAGUGUGUAUACAGCAGUUAUUUAAUCUCCAUGCCAUUUUACAUCCCACUUACUGUGGCCUUCAUUUAAAUUACGAACAUUUUAAAGAUGUUGUAUUUCUGACUUUACACCAAAUAAAAACCUUUCAUUUGUCUCAA